Molecule: messenger RNA, 477 nt
Organism: Elaeis guineensis (African oil palm)
Lineage: Eukaryota; Viridiplantae; Streptophyta; Magnoliopsida; Arecales; Arecaceae
Source: RefSeq, a predicted model, not a curated record
AUGUCAUGCCGCUCCAAUGACCUCUACAGUGAGUCCAGACACUUCUGGUUGUCGUCCGACAUCAGUAGCCCAUCCACCACCUCCAUUGUUGCCAUCGAAGAUGGUUUGAUGUCCAGAGCCGAUCGAGUGGGGGCGGCAAAGAACAAGGCGGCGAGAACUUCCAAUCUCAUUGUCUCUGGCUCCUUUGACGAGACCAUCCAUCUCUGGGACGUCAAGACCGGCCGAUGCAUCCGCACCAUCGAGGCCCACGAUGAUCUGGUCACCUCCAUCCACUUCAAUUACGAUGGCUCCAUCAUCAUUUCCGGCAGCCACGAUGGAUCAUGCAAGAUCUGGGAUGCUGCUAAAGAGAUCUGCCUCAAGGUCCUCAUCGAUGAUAAGACCCCCGCCGUCUCCUUCGCCAAGUUCUCCCCCAAUGGCAAGUUCAUCCUCGUCGCCACCUUCGAUGACACCCUGAUAAGAUUUACUCUUUUGGAUUAG